GACACAGGUUAGAUAAGCUUGUUCGAUUUGUGCUUCGGAUUCGCUAUGGGCAAGCGCGGUGAUCAACACGGCCAGGAAAGUGCCAAAGAUGCAGAGGUAGCCAGGGGUCGUGCAAGGGAAGCAGUGACACCACAGCCAGGAGAAUCCAGUGCGCAACCGCAGAAGAAGGUGAAGAAGGAAGUAAAGGAAGCGAAUCCCCGUCGCUUGGAGAAGCGCGUGGCCGAGAGUCCAGCUCCAUCAACUCCCAGCAACUUCUUCGCAUCACCCGCGCGGGCCAUCUCCACCAUGGUGCCAGAACCCAAGGUGAAGCGACCCCGCCGAACCAACACUGGUGGCAUUGCUUGGGCAUUGAGUGAAGUUAGAACGCAGCUGGAAACCAUUUGCGAUGUUGAAGGGGUCCGGGAGCUCUUGGAUCGCUUCCCCAACUGCGUCUUACUGGGCGGCAUCUCUGCACGCCGGGAGCUAGUGGCGGCCUUGCUGGGUGAGACUGCUGUGGCACAAGCUGCCGCUGCGGUCCUGGUGCAGCCGGGCAUGCGGCAGCCAAUAGCUCUUGAAUUAAGGUGCAGCAGCGCGGAGCUUGGCUCUCCGCAGGCACCAGAGGCUGAAUUUUGGCUGCGUGGCGUGCAGAAUGCAACACAACAGGCUCUUGGCCAGCGUUUGAAGCUGGACUCCCUGCGCCUUCGGCUGUCUGCAGCAGGCUGCACCAACUUGGACGUCAUCGACUUGCCCGAAAAAUGCAGCAACAGCCACUUGGUUGAUGUCCCGUUGAAGAUCGAGGAGAUGCGUGUGAAGCACGUGGGUUCCAAUGCCAACCUCCUCGUUUGCUUGGAACCUGGUCCGCCACUUGAGCUCUGCAAGAGGUUCGACCCCAAGCUUUCUCGUACUGUGCUGGUUGGUGCUGCUGCCUCCAACGUCAGUGCAGGAGUUGAUGAUUCCCUGCCACCGUCCAUCCUUUGUGGCCCCGAUGCUGCUGGGUGCCUGGAGGAGCGAUUCGCCAACCUCUGCAAGGAGCGCGCGCCGCAAUGGAUGUCUAGCUUGGAGCGCUUAGAGCUACGGCUUUUGAAGUCAAGCAAAGAAGCGAGAGAAUCUGAGCAGAAGGAAAGCACUUUGGAACUUCUCACCAGAGCCAGAUCGGCUGGCUUUUCCUUCAGCCGCGCACUUCAAGAAGUCAUCCAAGGGACUCCCGGAUGCAAUGCUGGUGCUUUGACUCUGGAGGAGGAGCUCUUAGAUUUCGCUCGCUGUGCUGCCAAUGGGCAGUGUGGGGCAGGGGACUUCUUGCUCGGGGAGGAUGCUGCAGCGGCUGCGGCAGCAGUCUUUGGGACCUUCGGGGGUGUGGAAGGCUACAGUGCCUACCUUCGGAACAAGGUGAAGAUUCCCGGCUCAGACGUGGCUUUGAACGGUGGGGCCAGCUGGCGGCGGCUCUUGGCAGAGGUUGAAGUGGCAGUGCGCCUUGCUCAUCCACCAGAGGACUCCAUCAAGAACAUCGCCGUUGCAGCCAUUUGUGCAGGAGGUACUGGUGUCCAUGGUCAUCAGCGCUGGGAGGACGUGUCCUCCAAGCUGAUGUUGACUUUUGCCUUUGAGCCGCUCUUGCAACGCCUCCGCUAUGUGGCCGCGAGGGUGAUUUGGCUCUUGCGGCACCAAAAGUUAGCCGUCUCUGAGUGGAUGUCCUUCCUGGCUGAGGGGCCUGGUGCCAGGAUCUCUUCCCCGCUCUUCACUCAGCACCUCACCGUCAUGCGCUCCUCUCCGAUUGUCCGUGAUUUGGUCUACGAUGCCUAUGAUGGCGCAGUUGGAGCUGUAGGGGAGCAGCUGAUGAAGAAUCUUACCGGCACAUUGACUGCAGCGUGCAUCAAUCCUGAGCUCAUGUUGAGGCCGCAAACCGAAACAGAGCUGGACUUGAAAGGCCUCAACAAGGAGGCGCCUAAGGAGGUCGAUGCCAAAGAAGCGGACGUCACUGGACCAUCCAGUGGAAGACCACAGGGACAGAGAGCUCAGGCCAAGGAUCGCGUGCUGAAGGAGAUGCGCCGCCGGGCCGGUGACUGCGGCCUUGCGGGCAAGCUGCAGGACCGGGUCUUCGAGCCCAAAGAGGUGAAAUCCGCUGCGCCGCUGGUGGCGGUACGGCUCCAAAGAGCCUUUGCCAGUUUGGCAGGUAUCUUGGCGACGCAGGCCUAUGCUUUUGCGGAUGCGUCGCUGACAACGCUCUGCCGACGAGAGGUGGAUGAGGCCAUGAACGGCAUUGACUUCAGCGACGAACAACGCCGUGUGCUUGAGGCCAGACAUCGAGAACUUUACGAGGCUGUGAAAGAGGUGGACGGCCGCCUCAACUCGGUCAAACGCUGCUUGCUCUCACUGCGCGGGGCGCGGUGAAGCCUUAUGAGGUGAAAGGCAGGAGCGAGAAAGCGCUGUAAAUGACGAUUCUGAUGCUGAGAGGGAACCAGAGUCGGAUUCGCUUCGAAUUGGCUUCAGG
Molecule: messenger RNA, 2464 nt
Organism: Durusdinium trenchii
Lineage: Eukaryota; Dinophyceae; Suessiales; Symbiodiniaceae
Source: the annotation of a GenBank genome assembly